Molecule: messenger RNA, 3801 nt
Organism: Nestor notabilis (Kea)
Lineage: Eukaryota; Metazoa; Chordata; Aves; Psittaciformes; Psittacidae
Product: utrophin-like
Exons: 24
Biological process (GO): synaptic signaling
Cellular component (GO): plasma membrane
Molecular function (GO): protein binding
Source: RefSeq, a predicted model, not a curated record
UCCCUGGAAUCGGUCCUGCGUCAUCCAGCUGAUAAUCGAACCCAGAUUCGGGAACUUGGGCAGACACUGAUUGAUGGAGGGAUUCUUGAUGAUAUCAUCAGUGAAAAAUUGGAGGCUUUCAAUGCCCGCUAUGAGGAAUUGAGUCACUUGGCGGUGAGCCGGCAGAUUGCCUUGGAACAGCAGCUUCAGACCAUGAGAGAAACCGACCACAUAUUGCAGGUCCUGCAGGAAAACUUAGCAGAGCUGGAUAGACAGUUGACAUCUUACCUGACUGACAGGGUAGAUGCUUUUCAGAUGCCCCAGGAGGCUCAGAAAAUUCAAGCUGAGAUUGCAGCUCAUGAAUCCACCUUAGAGGAGCUCAAGAAAAGUGCUCGCACUUUCCCUCCUGCUUCUCCUGAAUGCAGGUCUCCCCGUGGUGGAACUCAGCUGGAUGCUUUGCAGAGAAAACUCCGAGAAGUAUCUACAAAGUAUCAGCUUUUCCAGAAACCAGCCAAUUUUGAGCAGCGCAUGUUGGAUUGCAAGCGGGUGUUGGAUGGUGUAAAAGCAGAACUUCAUGUAUUGGAUGUGAAGGAUACUGACCCAGAUGUAAUCCAGGCACAUCUAGACAGGUGCAUGAAACUCUAUAAAACCCUCAGUGAGGUGAAGCUGGAGGUUGAAACUGUCAUCAAGACAGGAAGGCAAAUUGUACAGAAACAACAGACAGAUAAUCCCAAAGGGAUGGAUGAACAGCUGACAGCAUUGAAAUUUCUUUAUAAUGAUUUGGGGGCACAGGUGACAGAAGGAAAACAAGACCUUGAAAGAGCAUCCCAGCUGGCACGCAAAAUGAAGAAAGAGGCUGCUUCUUUGUCAGAGUGGCUAGCUGCCACUGAGGCUGAGCUGGUGCAGAAGUCCACUUCAGAGAGCUUGCUUUCUGACCUGGAUUCAGAAAUUGCCUGGGCCAAAAAUGUGCUGAGGGAGCUGGAGAGGAGGAAAGCUGAUCUGAAAAGCAUCACAGAAAGCUGCACUGCACUCCAGGCUCUGGUGGAAGGGAGUGAGACUUCUCUGGAGGAGAAGCUGUGCGUCCUUAAUGCUGGCUGGAGCAGAGUUCGGACCUGGACCGAGGACUGGUGUGACACCUUGUUGAAUCAUCAGAGCCAGCUGGAAAUAUUUGAUGAAAAUGUUGCCCACAUAAGUACCUGGUUGUAUCAGGCUGAAGCCUUGCUGGAUGAAAUUGAGAAAAAGUCAGCAAGCAAAAAGGAGGAAACUGUGAAGCGCUUAACAUCUGAAUUGGAUGAUGUUAGUCUUCGGGUGGAUAAUGUGCGUGAUCAGGCUAUUAUCCUGAUGAACGGUAGGGGGGUGUCAUGCCGUGAACUGGUUGAACCCAAACUGGCAGAACUGAACCGGAACUUUGAGAAGGUCUCUCAGCACAUCAAAAGUGCCAAGAUGCUUGUUGGACAAGAACGACUUCCUGUCACAUCAGAGCCCCGCGAAGUCAGAGUAGCUUUUCCAGACCUGGAAAAAUUUGAGAGUGACAUACAGAAUAUGUUAAAAGUUGUGGAAAAGCAUUUGGAAUUGAGUGGGGAAGAUGAAAAGUUGGAUCAAGAAAGAGCUCAGAUUGAAGAAGUUUUGCAGAGAGGAGGGCAGUUGUUACAGCAGCCUAUGGAGGACCAUAAGAGAGAGAAGAUCCGCAUACAGCUGUUGCUUCUGCAGAAAAAGUACAAGAGUUUGCAGGAGUGCAGACCAUUUCAAAGGAGGCAGGUGGUGGAACUCGCUCCGGUGUUCUCCCAGUAUAAGAAGGAACAUGACAGUCUAAUGAAGUGGCUGGAUGAGGCUGAGCACCGUCUGCCAGGGCUGCAAGGUGCGGAAGAUGAACAAAAACUACAGGCAGUUCCUGUCCAGCAGAGGUUAAAAGGCCCCUUUGCCACAGGGGUUAGGACCUUGACUUUUUCGGCUGAAUACUUGGUUGAAAUCAACAAAGUCUUGCUGGCCAUGGCUGAUGUUGAACUACUGCUGAAUGCACCAGAGCUAAAUACUGGCAUCUAUGAGGAUUUUUCAACUCAGGAAGAUGCACUGAAGAACAUAAAAGACACUUUGGAUAAACUUGGGGAUCAAAUUGCAGUCAUACAUGAGAAGCAGCCUGAUGUUAUAUUAGAAGCAUCUGGACCUGAGGCGAUACAAAUAGGAGAUGCGCUAACCCAGCUGAAUGCGGAAUGGGACAGAAUAAAUAGAAUGUACAACGAUCGUAAGUGUCGCUUUGAUAGAGCAACAGAAGCUUGGAGGCAGUUCCACUGUGAUCUCAAUGACCUCUCCCACUGGAUAACAGAAGCUGAAGUGUUACUAGCGGAUGCCCGAGGUCUGGAUGGCAGCCUGGAGCUGCAGAGAGCUGGGCUGCAUCAGCAGGAACUGGAAGAGGGAGUCAGCAGCCAUCAGACCAGUGUUUCAGCACUGAACAGAACUGGGGAAGGGAUCAUACAGAAACUGUCUGCUACAGACGGGAGCUUCCUACAGGAGAAGCUGGCUGGACUGAAUAGACGCUGGAAAGCAAUCACCGCAGAGGUCAUGGAUAGACAACAGAGGCUAAAAGGAGAGAAUCAACAACUGAUAGAGUACAGAAAGAAGCUUGAUGAGCUGCGUUGCUGGUUGGAAAAUGUAGAAAAUGCUCUCGACACAAGAUUUACAUUUGACCAUGAAGAAAACUUGCAAGAAUUACAGGUCUUAAGAGAAGAAAUGGAAGUACAGGGAGACAAACUGGAAUGGCUGAAUAGAACUGAACCUGAAGUACUUUUGGAUAAAAAUGUUGAUCCUCAGGAAAAAGACAAACUUUCUGAUUGCCUGCAGUCCCUCAAUGUGAGAUGGAAUAAGGUGUUCAGAGAAGUGCCUGCCAGAGUGAGAGAGUUGGAGGCAUUUGUUGGGCAGUCUCGUCUUGUUACACAGACAAAGCCUUCUGAUGUCCAAAAGAUGGUGCUAGUAUCUUCCUCAUUGGAAAUUCCUGUUCAGGCUCAGCAGGCUUUGGAACUUUCUGCACCUGCUGAUCUGGAUAAAACUACAACUGAGCUGGCUGACUGGUUGGUAUUGAUUGACCAGAUGCUCAAGUCAAACAUAGUCACCGUGGGAAAUACUGAAGAGAUCAAUCGGACUAUUGCACGAAUGAAAAUAACAAAAGCAGAUUUGGACCAGCGGCACCCUCAGCUGGAUUCUGUUUUCACAUUGGCUCAGAAUUUGAAAAAUAAAACUUCAAGUUCAGACAUUAGGACAGUGAUCACAGAAAAAUUGGAGAAGGUGAAGAACCAGUGGGACAAUACCCAGCAUGGCGUGGAGCUGCGGCAGCAGCAGCUCAAGUACAUGCUGGCAGACAGCAUGCAGUGGGAUGAACAGAGGCAAGAAAUGGAGCACCUCAUGGAACAGUGUGAGAUCCGUCUGCGUAUGCUCAUGCAGGCCCCAAAGGAGAUGCUUGCCAAACAGAUUUCAGACAACAAACUGUUAGUACAGGAUUUGCAUAGAGGUGACAUCACAGUAGCUGCGUUCAAUGAUCUUUCAAAUAAACUUCUCCGAGAAUAUCGUGAUGAUGACACAAGGAGGGUGAAGGAAACCACUGACCAAAUGAACACUUGUUGGGUUAAUCUGAACCAAAGAGCUGUUGAUAGGCAGAAUUUCUUGGAGAUUGAGCUGAAGACAGUACAGGCCUCACACAAGGAUCUGGAGAGCUUUCUCAAGUGGCUUCAAGAGGCAGAGACAACAGUUAAUGUUCUGGCAGAUGCAUCCCAGCGUGAGAACAUUGCUCAGGACAGUGCCUCUAUAAGGGAACUCAGAAAGCAGAUGCAG